GAUCUAAGUGAAAUUCACACAAUGUAUCCGUUUUAAAGUGCAUUACCCAGGGGCGGUUAACUAUGCUCAUGCUGUUGUGCAACCGCCACCUCUGGCUGGAGGACUUUUCUAUCACCCUAAAAAGCAACUCUGUACCCAUUAGCUCCCCACUGUCUCCUCUCCCCAGCUUUUAGCCUCCAGUCCAGCAAGGCUCACCUUGGCGGCCACAGGCCCCGCCCACCUGUCCCUGCCUGGCGGCCAGCAGGUUUCUGGGAGCCAGCUGCUGCUGUGCAAACAGCCGGGGAGGGAUAGAGUGUCAACAGGCCUCCGCUCCGCCCCAUCUCCUCCCUUGCCGGCCCCCUCGCAGCCAGAAGCUCAGGUGGGCCACUGGGAAGUGAGGCUAUGUGCCCGCCCUGGGCCUUGUCCCACCCACAGUGGGGCCACCAAUGGGGGCCACGUGGCCACACGAAUGACCAGCCAGGCUUUCUUGGAGGCCGGGCCUCCCAGGGCUGGGCUGAGAAGCUUCCUGCCCACAGAGAUGAGUAAUGACUCAGGGCUCCUGGGAACAACCAGCCUCCCCCUGGUGUCUGCCACCUGGCUGCAGCCCAGCCCCUCUCCGGCCAGGCUACAGAUGGACCGUGCUGGGAACGACUCCCAGGGUGCCCCUCGACUUUUCCUCACCACAGCGCUGGCACGAGGCAUCUCAGGCAUCUUUGUGUGGACCGCUCUGGUGAUUACCUGCCACCAGAUCUACCUGCACCUGCGCUCCUACACCGUGCCCCAGGAGCAGCGCUACAUCGUCCGCCUGCUCCUCAUCGUGCCCAUUUACGCCUUCGACUCCUGGCUCAGCCUCCUCCUCCUGGGAAGUCACCAGUACUAUGUCUACUUCGAUUCUGUGCGGGACUGCUAUGAAGCCUUUGUCAUUUACAGCUUCCUGAGCCUCUGCUUCCAGUACCUGGGUGGUGAGAGUGCUAUCAUGGCUGAGAUUCGGGGCAAGCCCAUCAAGUCCAGCUGCUUCUAUGGCACCUGCUGCCUUCAGGGCAUGUCCUACUCCAUCGGGUUUCUGCGCUUCUGCAAGCAGGCUACACUGCAGUUCUGCAUCGUGAAGCCCAUCAUGGCCUUGACCACAAUCAUCCUCCAGGUGUUCGGCAAAUACCAUGAUGGGGAUUUCAAUAUCCAUAGUGGCUACCUCUACGUGACUCUCAUCUACAACGCUUCGGUCAGCCUGGCCCUCUACGCCCUGUUCCUUUUCUACUUCGCCACCAAGGAGCUCCUGAAGCCGUUUGAGCCUGUCCUCAAGUUCCUCACCAUCAAGGCUGUCAUUUUUCUGUCUUUUUGGCAGGACCCCUACCAAGCCUUUGGCAGGGACCUUGGCUGGGUCCACUCGAGUCCAGCUUCUCAUCCAGGGCCAGUGCCUGAGUGGCCAUUGCCAUCCCCAGGCCUGCUGCUGGCUGUCCUGGAGAGGUGCGGGGUCAUUCCCGAGGUCCAGACCAUCGAUGGAAGUAAGGUGGGGGCUGGCACGCUGGCUGCCGGCUACCAGAACUUCAUCAUCUGCAUCGAGAUGCUCUUCGCCUCCAUCGCCCUGCGCUAUGCCUUCACCUGCCAGGUGUACUCAGAGAAGUCGAACUCGCCAGCCCCCACAGCACCCAUGCAGAGCAUCUCCAGUGGCCUCAGAGAGACCAUGAGCCCCCAGGACAUCGUACAGGAUGCCAUCCACAACUUCUCCCCCACCUACCAGCAGUACACGCAGCAGGCCACACAUGAGGCCCCGACGUCUGGCCAGGGUGGGCACCCCUCGCACGGCACCCACCCCGGCACAGCGGGCAACUCUGGCGGGGGCAAGAAGAGUCGAAACCUGGAGAAGAGGAUGCUCAUCCCCUCAGAGGACUUGUAGGGGUUCUUGGGGUCAUCAGUGCCUCAUCACUACCUGGCUAAACACCCGGAUUGCCCAGGCACAGACAGGACAGGGCCUCCUAUCCAGCAGCCCUCUCGCCAAAGGUCAAGCCUCUUCUAAGAGCCCUCCUGUGAGGUCUGAGGGGCCCACUGCCAUCCUACCUCCAGCUCAUGGAUCAGGGUGCGAGGAGGCCCUGCCAGGCACCCAGGGCCCACAUCAUUCCCCGACGGGACUGCUGGUGGGAGAAGGGACUUGAGUAAACCAAGGUACUCUCUGGGCUCCCCUGGCCAUGCGCUCCAGCUGGCUGCUGAGGCUCCAGAGGAGCUGUGAGCUGCCUGACAGACUGAUGGACAGAUCCCAGGCUGGGCAGCUGCAGAAAAAGGUGGGCAGGGGAGAGCUGGGCAGCCCAACCUUAAGACAGCACAGGAGCUGUGGGCCCUGUGGGCUGGUGGAAUCCACUUAGGCUGGCUGGGGUGGACAACUCUGCUGAGCCUUGCUCAGGCCAGCUUGGGGACAUGGGAAAAGGGCCAUCACUGCUUCAUACACUCCAGCCAGGGGGAGCCCUGGCAAGGACCACCCCCUACCAUGGGGAGAGUGUUUGAUGUGGGUCCGGGAGGUACCAGGGGGGUACCAGGGGCCCACCUGCACAGCAUGUUGAGCUAGCCAGCCACAUGCUGCUUCUUGGGGUAUCGCUCUUAUUUAUAUAUAAAACACCUUGGAGGGACCAGCAGUUAGCAUAAUGGCUAUGUCACUGGACUCCUAGGUAGUCGACCACGGUUC
Tupaia belangeri chinensis (Chinese tree shrew) is the source of this 2653-nucleotide messenger RNA. RefSeq names its product transmembrane protein 184A (gene TMEM184A). Lineage: Eukaryota; Metazoa; Chordata; Mammalia; Scandentia; Tupaiidae. The transcript is spliced from 9 exons. Bases 449 to 1873 code for a protein of 474 amino acids. The record is from RefSeq and is a predicted model, not a curated record.